Molecule: messenger RNA, 1512 nt
Organism: Closterium sp. Naga37s-1
Lineage: Eukaryota; Viridiplantae; Streptophyta; Zygnematophyceae; Desmidiales; Closteriaceae
Source: the annotation of a GenBank genome assembly
AUGGAGGCGGAGUUGUUGACGUCGCGCUUCGAGAUGGACGAGCUGCUGUCCAAGAUUCAUCCUGAUAUGCGACACAACUCUGAUCCCCACAAGGCUAAGGCGGGGCGGCGCUUGGCGGUGCGUCUGCUGGUGGGGGGCAGGGAUGGCGCGUCCGGCACGGAGCAGUCGUCGGACGGGCGGGAGGUGUCCGAGCGGCGUGGCCGUCGAAUGCACAAGAGCGCCUCGGAGGCGAACGUCAAGGGGGCCGGGUCUCGGGGCGGGCACGCGUUGGCGGGGUCCAUGGGGGCGUUGACGGGCAGCGGCAAGGCGCUGAACGGGUCGGCGAUGAAGGCGCAGCUGCGCGCGGAGCAGGAGGAGCUGGCGUACCUGGGCAUGGAGGCGGAGCGCAUCGAGAGCAGCGGCGUCAUCGACAUCGUCAACGACGACGGCGCCGCCUUCCCCAAGCACCUCAGCUGGAACUACCGCGGGCUCGACAUCACCCCCAAGUGCAGCAGUGGCGCGGAGGCGGGCGCAGACAGGGAUCGGGAGGCGGGGGUGGAGUCGGUGCUGGCAUCGUGGGCGCAGGAGAGGCGCGAGCUGGAGGCGCAGGUGGGCGCACUGAAGGCGGAACUGAAGCGCAAAGAAAGAGAGCUCAAGGCGGCGGGCAAGGCGAAGGCGGCGGCGGGCAGGGAGGUGGACGCGGUGUGGGGGCAGGUGAGCGCGCUGGAGGCGCAGCUGCACGAGCUGCAGGGCGACAAGUCCGCGCUCGAGAAAGAAAUCGAGGGGCUGCGCGCGCUGCACGUGUCCAGUGCGCGCGAUUCAGGAGAGUCAGCGGGCGCGCGGGCGGCGGACACGGAGAUGGCGGGCAUGCUGAAGAUGGUGGGCGACUUCUCUCGGCGACUCGCUCUCGCGGACGAUGCCGUGCGACGUGCCGAGGCCAAAAACGGCGAACUAUCCGUCCGUGCGUUUUCCAUACUCCCUGUACUCCCCCCCUUUCCCCUCGCGCCCUCUCAUUCUUGCCUAUCCCCGUUUUGUGCAUCGCUACUUGUCCCGUGUCCCGCGUGCGACUUGCGGCACUGCGCAGAGCGCGUGAAGGCGAGCGAGGCGCAGUUGCGGGGAACGAGGGAGGCGCUGCGCACGGCGCAGGAGGAGAGGGACGCGCUGGCGGCGGAGAUGAAGGAGGCGCUGGACUCGUGGGCGUGCACCGGCUCUGCACACCCCACACCCCCCUCUGCCACCCCUGGCACAGGGGGCGGCAGCGGCAGCGGUGGCAUGGGUGUGGGCGCAUCAAGGCCGUCAGCGCCACUGGUUGAGCACAUGGGCGAGGCCAUGGCGGGGAACGGCUUCCCGGGUGCUGCCCAGGCCAUGCAUGCCAUGCAGCACUGGCAGCAACGCGCAUGGGAUAUUGCUGGUGCAAGCAAGUCGGGAAGGCGUGGGUACAGCGCUGGUGGUGGCGUGAGGCGGCCACCCCGGGACCCCAAGACAUGGGCAGUGCAGUUUGACGCCCUCUCAUGCAGCCCCUCCCCUCCUUGA